GUCCAAUCAAACACGCUUGACACUUCUUAUAACAGCUUAAAUCUUACAACUGAAUCCCCAGUGGCGCCAUGAUUUCGUUUGUAUUAGCAGUAGUCCUGUGUGGGCUUUGUUCUGAUGCCAUAGCUACUCGGGAAACCCGUACUAAACGAGAAGACCCCUACGCCGAAUUGAUUACUAAGGUCAGGCAUUAUCUUUCUUUACGUCAAACUGGAAAUGCCGGCUCCCCGUCUGUUAUACCCAACACCACGUUCACGCCGUUGCAUAAUGGAAACAGUACCCAAUCAACUUCCAGAAGUCCGCCUCCCACCACAAACUCAUCGGUCGGACCCACACCCAGUCCAUCCACGUGGAACAAGGGAAACAUAUCAUUUUCUCUGGACUCCCAUCUUUAUUGUCCCAUCGUGAAGGAUAUUCUGGCGAGGCGUGUCUCCAACUUCCCGAGAAUAGACGAUAUGACUGACUACAUCACUGUACAUGCGGAGAUGUACCGGCCUGUUGUGGCGCGUACGAUGCGACUUCUGGUCUUUGUCAAAGACCCGGAUGUCGCCUCUCUCUUCCUAGUGAGAAGAUUAACCCAGAAUAUCGUGGAGAAACGACUGACUUGCAGCACAGCUAAAUACCAACAAGUUGUCAUUUACACCAUUACACGAGAGGCGCAAUCGACAAUGGGGAACCACAUACUGUCUGACAAACUGAUGACCGUACUUCAUGGAUUUCCAAAGUCCCGUAAUUUAACGCAGAGAAUUUUGAAUAUUGUACGUAGUGCUGUAUUUGAUGGUAUUAUGGAGUGGGUAAUCAACGAAGAGUUCUGGGAACUGGAUAGCUUAAUUGAGAGGUUUUACCACUUCACGGAACGCAGGUUCAGAGAAAUGAAAACCACUGGCAUGCCAUCAGGAACGUGGACAGAGAAAUUUCUACAGGAAAUGACGCCAUAUAUGCAUAACCAGCCGGCCUUGCAGUGCACCAGUCUGAAUAAAAUGAAAUGGAAUCACGCGAGGAUUGCUAAGGAGACAAGAAAAGCUUUCGCCGACAUAGAUGAAACAGGAUAUGUCCGCAGAAUAGCGUAUAAGAUGCUAAUGGAAAUGGCAUCAUCUUUCUACAAGAAGGAAUGGUCUCCUAAAUACGAGAUGGACUUUCCAUUUGAGCAGAUCAUCGACACUCUGGUUAUUUACACAAGGAGCGUAAUGAAGAAGAUUGAAACAUAUGAGCAACAUUUGUUUGACAGCCCACUCAUGAGCUUAGAAGCCAUGUUUGCCAAAUAUCUGAGUACUGAACAACGCCAGGUGUUCAAGAGCAUCAUCGUGCAUCUAACGAACACCGUCCCCACACCCUUCCCGACCCCUUAUCCCUCUACAGAAUGGAAAAACAUGAAGAAGGAAGUGCAAGAAAGCCAUGGAGAUCUAAAAAAAGUACUUGCAAUGAUGACCAAUUCAACAGGAAAUCCUGACGAGAUGACGAAACUGGUAGUGAAAGUAAUAACCAAUCUCAACAGACUCACUCAGAUGUUCCCAGCUUCACGUGUACUGUAAUUAUAUAGCUUAAUAAAAUUAUUGCCGAUA
This is a messenger RNA of Ostrea edulis (European flat oyster), 1559 nucleotides long. RefSeq lists its product as uncharacterized. NCBI's taxonomy places the organism in Eukaryota, Metazoa, Mollusca, Bivalvia, Ostreida, Ostreidae. The transcript has 9 exons. The record is from RefSeq and is a predicted model, not a curated record. Bases 69 to 1529 code for a protein of 486 amino acids.